GAUAGAAACCAGCUCUCACACCAAGUUAAACCCUAUUCUCUCAAUUCUCAGUCGAGAGAACAUGAUGGGUUCUUCUCCAAGAACUCAUCUUCGACUAAGCCUUGCCUUCCUCUUCUUCGCUUCACUCGCGUGCCUGUCUCUGUCGCACACUUCUCUCCCCAGCGAGUGCUCAAUUGUCGGCCACGGGCAGAGCCCGAAAGACGCCGUUUCGGACGAACAGGUCGCCGAGCUAUUCCAGAGAUGGAAGGCCAGGCACAAGAAGGUGUACGAGCACGCGGCGGAGGCCGAGAAGCGGCUCGAGAACUUCAAGAGGAACUUGAGAUACGUGAUAGAGAGAAGUAGGAAGGGCAAGAGGCAUGGUGUGGGGCUGAACAAGUUCGCCGACUUGAGCAACGAGGAGUUCAAGCAACUCUACUUGUCCAAAGUGAAGAAGUCGGUCAACCAAAAGUGGAGGGCCAAAAGGGAGAGCUUGAGGAGGAACAAGAGGAAGGGAGUGGAGUCUUGCGAGGCACCAUCUUCUUUGGAUUGGAGGAACUAUGGCAUUGUCACCGGUGUGAAGGACCAAGGAGAAUGUGGAAGUUGCUGGGCAUUCUCGUCGACCGGAGCCAUGGAAGGAAUCAAUGCGCUCAAAACGGGGGACCUGAUCAGCCUUUCGGAGCAAGAGCUCGUCGACUGCGACACCACCAACGACGGAUGCGACGGCGGAUACAUGGACUAUGCCUUCGAGUGGGUCAUCAACAACGGCGGUAUCGAUUCGGAAUUUGACUAUCCCUACACCAGUGUCACCGGCAUGGGCGGUGUCUGCAACGUCGCCAAGGAGGAGUAUAACAAAGUGGUGACCAUUGAUGGGUAUCUGGACGUGUAUCCGUCGGACGGCGCCCUUGUCUGCGCGGUCGUUCAGCAGCCGAUUAGCGUCGGCAUGGACGGCUCGGCCAUAGAUUUCCAGCUCUACACUUCGGGCAUCUACGACGGUACCUGUUCGGACAAUCCCGACGACAUUGACCACGCGGUCCUAAUCGUCGGUUAUGGCUCCGAAGGCGGCGAAGAUUAUUGGAUUGUGAAGAACUCCUGGGGAACAGAUUGGGGAAUGGAAGGAUACUUCCUGAUACGAAGAAACACCGACCUCCCGUUCGGCCUAUGCGCCAUCAACGCGAUGGCUUCUUACCCGACCAAAGAGUCCUCCGCCCCGUCUCCCUAUCCAUCUCCAGUCGUCCCGCCUCCACCACCUCCCCCGUCAUUCACUCCCCCACCACCACCCCCGCCCCCACCCUCGCCGCCGCCGCCUCCCCCGUCUCCUUCCCCAACCGAAUGCGGAGAUUUCUCAUACUGCCCCAGCGGCGAGACGUGCUGUUGCCUCUAUGAGUUCAACAAUCUCUGCCUGCUUUACGGCUGCUGUCCUUACGAGAACGCGGUGUGCUGCACCGGGACCGACGAUUGCUGCCCGAGCGAUUAUCCGAUCUGUGACGUUGCGGAGGGACUUUGUCUCAAGAAUGCUGGAGACUACUUGGGAGUCGCCUCCAGGAAGCGGAUGAUGGCGAAGCGCAAACUCCCUUGGACUCAGUUCGAGGAGAACAAGAACGGGAUUUACCAACCACUGGUGUGGAAGAGGAACCGUCUCGCAGCGAUCCGCUGAUGACUAGAGAAGCGCCGAUCGAACCGAACAUUUCUCAGACUUCGAUACUAGUAAUCACUGGCAAUCUCAUUUUACUCCCUUCGCCAGGGAUCGACCUGAACCCUGUAUCAGUCAGGCUCAUGUUCAAAUAUAGGAUUUGAGCAUGUCCUGGCUUCAGGUCAAAGGUUAUUUUUCUUCACUACAUCAUGUGUACUAGCACACUACUUGCACUUACUGUCAGUGCCACUGGUAGUUAUUGUUUUCGUUAUCGCCUGAGUCGAUGCUCGAACAUGUCUGCGCCUUUCCGGGAUCGGAAAAUAAAGAGUACAUAUUCAGAU
Molecule: messenger RNA, 1950 nt
Organism: Rhodamnia argentea
Lineage: Eukaryota; Viridiplantae; Streptophyta; Magnoliopsida; Myrtales; Myrtaceae
Product: low-temperature-induced cysteine proteinase-like
Exons: 5
Coding region: 62-1633 (523 amino acids)
Cellular component (GO): lysosome
Molecular function (GO): cysteine-type endopeptidase activity
Source: RefSeq, a predicted model, not a curated record